Messenger RNA from Hypanus sabinus (Atlantic stingray), 2244 nucleotides. Its product is annotated as chloride anion exchanger-like. Gene Ontology annotation, molecular function: oxalate transmembrane transporter activity; bicarbonate transmembrane transporter activity; chloride transmembrane transporter activity. NCBI's taxonomy places the organism in Eukaryota, Metazoa, Chordata, Chondrichthyes, Myliobatiformes, Dasyatidae. The transcript is spliced from 19 exons. Gene Ontology annotation, cellular component: membrane. Bases 1 to 2244 code for a protein of 747 amino acids. The record is from RefSeq and is a predicted model, not a curated record. Gene Ontology annotation, biological process: transmembrane transport.
AUGAGCUCUGGGAAACUGCAAUACGUGGUAGCCCGCUCUGCCUUCUCGGAGGUUGAUUUCAAAGCUCAGCACCAGCCAGUUGAGAGGUAUCACAAAACCACCCUGGAUCAUGUGAAGAUCUACUUCAGAUGCUCCACCGCAAAGGCAAAGAGGAUCUGCCUCAGUCUGUUCCCAAUUGUCUCCUGGCUGCCAGCCUACAACGUGAAGGAAUGGCUCAUCAGUGACAUUGUGUCUGGGCUCAGCACAGGUCUCGUCUCUGUUCUACAAGGUUUGGCCUACGCACUCCUGGUCUCAGUGCCUGCUGGUUACGGACUGUAUGCAGCCUUCUUCCCCAUCUUGACCUACUUUUUCCUGGGAACAUCAAGACAUAUAUCAGUCGGGCCUUUCCCUGUGGUGAGUCUGAUGGUGGGGACUGUGGUGGAGAGGAUGGUGACUGACGACAGUCUCGGGGCCAACUCCACCAUCUUUCCUGCUGACAUGAGCAAAGAGGAGAGGCAGGUGUGGGUGGCGGGCUCCGUCACCUUUCUUUCUGGCAUCUUCCAGCUGGCUCUUGGCUUCCUCCAGGUUGGUUUUAUUGUCAUCUACCUGUCAGACUCACUGAUCUCUGGCUUUACCACAGCCGCUGCAAUUCACGUCCUGGUCUCCCAGCUCAAGUUUGUCUUCCAGCUGACUGUCCCUGGCUUCAGUGGCCCUCUUUCCCUGAUUUAUACACUGAAACACAUCUUUACUCACAUCACGGAAUCAAACGUUGCUGACGUCAUCAUUUCACUCAUCAUCAUGACCGUGGUGUUCGUUUUCAAGGAAAUUAAUGACCGAUUCAAGUCCAAGUUGCCGGUGCCAAUCCCCAUUGAGGUUAUUAUGACAAUAAUCGCAACGGGUGUCUCUUAUGCAUUUAACUUUGAAGAGACCUAUAACGUCGCCAUUGUUGGAAGCCUACCGAGUGGUUAUCAGACUCCCCUUCCACCCAACACUGCCGUCCUACAGCAGAGCUUUGGAGAUGCCUUCUCAGUUGCCAUUGUUGGUUUCGCUGUUGCAUUCUCUGUGGCCAAAGUUUAUUCCAUUAAGCAUGACUACACUAUCGAUGGAAACCAGGAGCUGGUGGCUUUUGGAAUCAGCAACAUGUUCUGUGGUGCGUUUCGGGGAUUUGCAGCAAGCACUGCUCUCUCCAGGACGGCUGUUCAGGAGAGCACAGGAGGAAAAACACAGGUUGCUGGUCUGUUAUCGGCUUUGGUGGUGAUGAUUGUGACUCUGGCCAUUGGAUUCCUGUUAGCCCCUCUCCCCAAGUCAGUUCUUGGAGCGAUUGUCAUUAUUAAUUUGAAAGGAAUGUUAAUGCAGUUCAGAGAAAUUGGAGUUCUGUGGAAGAAAGACAAGUAUGAUUGUCUGAUCUGGAUAGUGGCCUGCAUCGCCGCUGUUCUCCUCGGCCUGGACAUUGGGCUCGGUGCUGCAGUUGGAUUUGAGCUGCUGACCAUUGUCUUCAGAACCCAGUUCCCACAGUGUGCUGUAUUGGCUAACAUCAAUGAGACAGACCUGUACAGAAACAGGAAGGACUUUGUCAAUAUUUAUGAGCCAGAGGGAGUGAAGAUCUUCCGAUGUCCUUCACCCAUUUUCUUUGCAAACAUUGACUUUUUCCGGGCCAAGCUGACAGAAGCUGUUGGGUUUAAUCCACUCAGGAUUCUCCGGAAGCGGAAUAAAGCCCUUCAAAAAAUCAAGAAAAUGCUUUUGAGAGGAGAGCUCGUGGCCACGACGAGAGGGUAUGUGGAGACCACUGACAUAAGUUACCCGAAGGACUCAGACAACGAGGAGGACAAGAGUGAGGAGGACCCAGGCGCAGCACCAGACAUGCAGGAGUUGCCACUGCGGGUUGACUGGAGAUCUCCACCUGCUGGGAUUCAUGUUCCCAGGCUGGAAUUACACAGCAUCGUCUUUGACUUCGCCGCUGUCUCUUUCCUUGACAUGUCCGCCAUGAAAGGCUUGCAGUCGACCUUGAAAGAAUUUGUCAGGCUUGAAAUUGAUGUUUACAUUGCUGCUUGUGAUGGUCUUCUCCUGGAAAAAUUAGAAAGAUGUGGAUUUUUUGAUGAUGAAAUCACUCCAGAAAUAUUCUUCCUUACAAUCCAUGAUGCAAUGCUCCAUAUUCUGGAUAGACACGACUCCAUCCAUACUGUGAACUUGAGCCACGGAAAGCUGGCCCUGCAGAAACUCCAGUCCCAUGAAUAUUUAUCAUCCUGCUUCAGUUCAGCUCUGUAA